Molecule: messenger RNA, 2859 nt
Organism: Naegleria fowleri
Lineage: Eukaryota; Heterolobosea; Eutetramitea; Acrasida; Naegleriidae
Exons: 2
Coding region: 1-2859 (952 amino acids)
Molecular function (GO): GTP binding; GTPase activity
Source: RefSeq, a predicted model, not a curated record
AUGGGCUGUGGUACAUUUUCGAAACAAUCAGAAUUUGCUGUUGAGGAUAAUAGACACACCCCUUCUCAUCAUCAGAAUAAUCAAAAGAGAGUUGAUCCAGUUUCAUCAUCACAAUCAUCAUCGCAGGGAAACGACUCGAAUCAUCAACAAGAGCAAUCGCUUGAGGUGGCCUCCGCCAAAAAAUCAAGAAAAGGAAGCUUCCUAUCUCGAAGGGGGUCAUCCUCCAAAUCAAUUAACCAUUCUAAUAACCCAACUAGUAUAACAAUAACAGAGGAAGAGCCAGUUUCAGAGAUAUAUCCAUUCAUUUCUUGGCCUGAAGAUAUCAUGAUUUCGCUUGCAAAUAAGGGUUCUCAAUUUGAGAUGGGAGAACUUUCUCUCAAUCCGUCGGACGCUUCGGAGGAUCAAUCAAAUGAGCGACCACUCUUAAAAUAUGUUAAGGACAAAAGAAAUAGUAGUCAACAAAGUGUUAUAGAUUGCAUGUAUGAUAUGAUGAGCAAAUCGUUAUAUUUUGGAGGUAACGCACCCUUUCCUGUAAAUAAUGAAAACAAUUAUGAUAUUGCACUUGAUUUUAUUGCCCAAGGAUGCCCAUCCGGGAAACAACGGUUUACAUUCUUUUCUCAUAAGGAAAUACUUUUACAUAGGAGCGCUUUCUUUAAAGGAGAGCUCUCAAAAGAUAACGGAGCAGUUGACUCCCUAAAGCGAACCCUAAGCAGUGCGCAUGAUUUUAGGAAAUCGAUGGUUAAAGCAGAGACAAAUGUAGCAGAGAGAAGAAACACGGCUGGAGAGGCGAUAUCUUUGAAACGAACAGCGAGUCAUACAAACAAUCAAGGACCUAGAUCGAGUCUUCCACCGAUGCCCUCACAUCAACAACGAUCUUUGAAUACCACAAGUACGAAAAAUUUGUUGGCCGGCUUUGAUUCUUCGGGGUCUUCAGCAAUGAUUAAGCCAAUGAUACAAGAUGAGAAGGAAGAACUCUUUUCUUCUCAAGGAAGUCUUACGUCUUUAAUGCUUUCAGAAGAGAAACGAAAAGGACAACGAAAACCAAAUAAUCAGAAUCUAACAAUAGACCUUUCAAAACAAACCAAAUCCAAUUUACAACCAUCAAGACUUGAGGUGAUAUUAACUCCUCUAGUCAAAAAUCCGGAAGUAUUGCUUUUGGUUUUUGAGAACAUCUACUCAGGAUAUUUUCGGCCCGACUAUGUUCACAAGAUGAAGUCUUUGGACAUGGAAACUCUAAUUCAAGUGCUUGCUCUUGGAUAUCAGUUUAAAGUUCAGUCUAUUCGGUCAGUUUGCAAAAGUUUAAUCAGCCAGUUUGUCUGUACACAUAAGGAAAAGUACACAAACCUUGAAGAUCUUAUAUCGUCAACCUUCAGCGCUAUAUCAAUAGAUGAUAUUCAGAAAAACAACAUGAGCAUUGUACUGGAGCUUAGGAAAAUAUUUCAAGAUUCCAAAAAGUCCUUACAAGAGAAUUUUAUAUCGCUAACUCAGGAGAAAAGAACUUUCCUUAAAGAUCUUGAUUUUAUGUUUGUUCAUUGCAACAUGAAAAAGAACCAUCAGGACUUUAGUGAUAUGAAAUUAACCAUUCAUGUGGAAAAAAAGGAUGAAGAAACAGAAAAUGAUGCAGGACAAACAACAAGUGUAUCUGCCCUUCGGUCAAGCUUGGAAAGAAAGCAAGACGAAGAUCGUGAUGUACAGCCUCUAAUCAAUCAAAAGAAAAAGAGGACCAAACUUCAAGACACAAUUGAGCGAAAUCCAACUAAAAAGAUUUUUAUCCAUAAUUUUAUACUGAAGUGCAGAACUAGCAUGGAUAACAUUGAACAAUUCCAUCUCUACUCUACGAACGUGGAUGUUGUCAAGACAUUUGUUCAUUAUUUGUAUACAGAUACCAUUCACAACGACGCCUACAACGUGAGCAAGAAAAAGAUAAUCCCUUUAGCAGAACUAUUUCAUAUUGACCGAUUGAAGUACGAAUGCUUAGCUCAUGCAUUAUUCAACUUAACAGAGGAUAACAUUUUACAAAAAUAUAAUAAGGCCGUGGAAUGCAAGGAGACUCUUCUUUCUCAAGCUAUUUUAUAUACCAUGGCAGGAAUAUAUCCAAAGCUAGUUCAAAAGAAUUAUGAAGAAGGAACAGAAGAGUACAAUAUUUUCUUUUCAAUCGACGAGAAGCUGAAAAUGCUCUAUCAACGAAUAAGCGGACAGUUUGUACUAAGGCGACGCCUGUUUGUUGAGACUAGGCUAGCAGAACUCAUACCUAAGGUUGACACAUCUCUGCUACCUCCCAAUCAGACCUCUCCCAUUCACAAGAUACAUAUUCACGUUUGCGGCCAACGAGGUGUUGGUGUUUCUACGUUUAUUGCUCAAGCUCGGUAUCAGCUCAGUGACUUAAAAUCAUUUGAGGGAGUUGAUAAUAUUGAAAUAUCAAUUAGUCAUUCAUAUUCUUCGGAGAAGGGCUAUGUUGCAACUUCUCCAAAGGCAGAUGGUAUAAUAUUUUUGUUUGCAGUAGAUAAUAUUAAUUCAUACAAUUCAAUUCGUAAAUGCUUUGAAGAUUUUAGAGCUCAUUUUAAAGCUCCAGUUUUGAUGGUUGGAAACAAAUGUGACGCAAUUAUUCACGCAUUUGAAAAUGAAAACAAUGUUGUGAACUCGAACAAGCUCGUUAAGGAGGUCACGGAAGAGAUGGGUUGUCCCUAUUUCGAAAUAUCCGCCCGACAAAUCCACAACGUGAGGAAAUGUCUCGAAGAAGCAGUUCGAGAGAUUCUUUAUCAUCGACACAUUGUUUUCAAAGCACCUUCUCAUCACUCAGAAAAGGUGUUACGAGACACCAUGGCCGAAGUGAAGUCACCCACAGUGCAGAAUAAAUAA